AGGCAGACGCCCCUCUCUGGAAAAGUUUGAGAAGGCUCUUUGGAUCUUUUGGAGAGCAAGGUGACAGUUUGGCUGCAAGAGGAAUAACACGUGUUGCGCCUGUCUGUGUGUCUGUGUGUGUUUGUGUGUGUGUGAUAAAAUAUUCCACCUUGAGCAGCCGCCAUGGACAGCGGAUCCAACGGAACCAGCGACCCGAGCUGCAUGGAGGAUGACCCUCCACUGGCCAUCGACAUCAUCACCAAAUUGGACAUCUACGGCAUAAUUACGUACGCGCUGCUCACCUUCAUGGCGACGGUGUCCAUGCUGGUCUUCCUAGAGGAGUGUGUCUACAUCUACAAAAAAGUGCCCGUCAAUAAGAAGAGCGCAAUCAUCUGGGUGAACGGAGCGGCACCGGUGAUUGGCACCAUGUCGUGUUUGGGGAUGUGGAUUCCCAAAGCCACCAUGUUUACUGAUAUGACCUCUGCUUGCUACUUUGCCAUCGUGGUCUUCAAGUUCCUGAUCCUGAUGCUGGAGGAGGUGGGCGGUGACGAGGCCUUCCUGAGGCGAGCGGCCAAACACACACUUCGGAUCAACACGGGGCCGUGCUGCUGCUGCUGCCUCUGCCUGCCCCGUGUGGCCAUCACACGCCGCUCGCUCUUCCUGCUCAAACUUGGCUCCUUCCAGUUUGCCAUCCUAAAGAUUGUCUUCACCAUCCUUUCCAUUGUCCUCUGGACCAACAAGACAUAUGAUAGAACUGAUAUGUACUUAUAUCAAUCUGGUAUAUGGAUCAACGUGUUUGUGGGCAUCUUGACAAUCAUAGCCCUGUGGCCUGUCGCGAUCAGCUUCAUGCACCUGAGGAUCGCCCUGCGAACCGUUAAGAUCAUCCCCAAGUACGCUCUGUACCAGCUUGUGCUGAUCCUGAGUCAACUGCAAACGGCUAUCAUCAACAUCUUGGCUAUGAAGGGAAUAAUCGCCUGCUCUCCGCCCUUCCCCUCCAAGGCCAGAGGAUACAUGAUGAGUCAGCAGCUUCUGAUCCUGGAGAUGUUCCUGAUCACGCUGGGGUCUCGCCUGCUGUACCGCCGACAGUAUGACCCUUUACCCGAAGAGGAGGAGGAAGGCGGCGAAACCACCAAGAUGGUUACAAGGACUUCUUCCGCAUGAGAUGUGUGUGCGUGUGUAAAUGUGAAAGAUUUUGUGUGUGUGUGUGAGAUUUUUUUUUCCUCCUUUUUUUUGAUUAAAGAUUUUAUAAGUCAAUAUGAAUAAAUGAAAUGUACCUAAACAUAUCUGUGGAUUUU
Messenger RNA from Pungitius pungitius (ninespine stickleback), 1274 nucleotides. It is a transcript of the gene slc51a, whose product is annotated as solute carrier family 51 member A. Bases 163 to 1140 code for a protein of 325 amino acids. NCBI's taxonomy places the organism in Eukaryota, Metazoa, Chordata, Actinopteri, Perciformes, Gasterosteidae. Gene Ontology annotation, molecular function: transporter activity. Gene Ontology annotation, cellular component: membrane. The record is from RefSeq and is a predicted model, not a curated record. The transcript has 8 exons. Gene Ontology annotation, biological process: transport.